This is a messenger RNA of Rhizophagus irregularis DAOM 181602=DAOM 197198, 1361 nucleotides long. RefSeq lists its product as uncharacterized. The record is from RefSeq and is a predicted model, not a curated record. NCBI's taxonomy places the organism in Eukaryota, Fungi, Glomeromycota, Glomeromycetes, Glomerales, Glomeraceae.
AUGUUUCCUCCGAUCAUGCAUUAUGUUGGGAUUUGAUUCCAGAACCGAAUAAUUUGUCACGUAAAAUUCAGAGACCAUGUCCAAUGGUUAAAAAUAGGAAAAGAGCAGCAUCAACAGCAGCACCGGCAAAUAAUUCGGAUAUGUUUACCGUAUCAUUUACUUGUUCGGUUGAAAAUGAAAACCCAGAAUUAUGUCGAAAAGUUAAGAAUGCGUUUUAUACAGCUGGACAAAUUAUUUCUUCCAGCAUAAAACUUAAUACACCAUUGAUAGUUAAUGCUUCAUUGGUAAAUUUUUGUACAACAAGAGGUAUAUGCCUAGAUGGACCAACUGGUCGUUUAACUUUAGGUGGUGCUGGACCUUCAAGACUUAUUCCUAUUGAAAAAGAUCAACGAGUAUAUCCUCAAUCCAUCUUAAAACAAUUAAACAAAGAAAAUCACCCAGAAUAUUCUCCAUAUGAUAUUAAUGCUCUAUUUAAUAGUGAAGGAAAUUAUUGGUUUGAAGAAGAUGGUCCAAUAAAGCUAAAUCAAUCUGAUUUUUUAUUUGUAAUUUUACAUGAAUUAAUUCAUGGAUUAGGGUUUUGCAGUGGUUGGGAUGAUCAUAGUGAUAUGUUAGGCAUACAGAAUAUAAUAACUCCAACACCUCUUUUUUUAACAACCAUUACAGGACAGGUCAUUUUUGGUGGAUUUAGAGAGUUCAUAUUUGAUAAAUUUAUGGUAUUAUUAUCUGAUGGCACUCGCAUUUCCAAUCUUACUGAGGAGUUGAAUAAAUUCUCUGGUGUUGGAACUACUCAUAAUUCAAUGGAUGAUUUUUUAAAUUACUUUAUGAAUACUUUUCCUUCAUCUCCUGAAUACCAAAUUGUUCAAAAAAUGAUGAAUAUAUCUACUACACCUAAAUCUCUGGGGAUUUUACCAUUAAAUAAAACUGAUAUUAAAGAUGCUUUUAUUUUAGAAACUUCACUUUCACCUUUUUUGCCCAAGUCAAGUAUCAGCCAUUGUGAUUAUAUAACUUAUACCAAAUCUUCUGAUUUCUUAAUGAGAUAUUUACAAGAUCCUGGUAUUUCUUUAAAAAGAUCUAUUCGUUUAGGUGGAAAUUAUGUAAAUGGUCCUAUUGGGCCUAAACUAGCUGAAACAUUAUCUUUAAUAGGAUAUCAAAUUCAAAAUUUACCAAAUACAUUUAAACCAAAUCCUAAUGAAAUAGUAGUAGAUGAUGAAAUUAAUAUUGCAUCAUCUUUAAAAGCUUUUAACUUAAAUUAUUUAAUUAUAAAAUUUUUAUUUUUUUAUUAUAUAAUGAUGGACUUUUAAUUAUUAUAAUAUUUUUAAUUUUAAAUUAAAAAUAUUUAUAUACUAUUUUAUUAUUAAUUU